Messenger RNA from Schistosoma rodhaini, 2805 nucleotides. NCBI's taxonomy places the organism in Eukaryota, Metazoa, Platyhelminthes, Trematoda, Strigeidida, Schistosomatidae. The record is from the annotation of a GenBank genome assembly.
AUGUCCUCACCAAAUAUCAACAAUUUAAACUUCAACUUACUACUUGAUGAGAUUGAAUCGGGUAGCAGUGGUUCGUUGGCAAAUGUUAUUCGCAAGCUACGAGAGAGUGAAUUGGCAGCUUUCAAAGCUCGUAUAGGAGGCCCAACAGGUGAACUGCUAGCCAAUUUCAUAGCAUCCCUUGAUCUGCGCGCAUCAGAGCAUAAUGCGGAAAUAGAAAAGACCUGCAGCUAUCACUACCAAAGUUUUGUUGAUUCCACACGUGAGUUACUUGAUAUCCAACAAAAUGCAGAAAAGCUCGAAAACGAUUUACAAGCACUAAAUGUGGAGCUGGAAGUAACAGUUAAUAAGUUUAGUGAAUCGUGUGAUAAAUUAGCCGCCUGUAAACUCACUUUGGAUCAUGUUAAUCAAUGUAUUGAGGCAAUUCAAAUCAGUCUUCCGAUAUUAGAACAAUAUUCUCGCAUUGAACAAAGUAUUGCUGACGGAAGGUACUAUCAUGCCUUGAAAAAUCUUGAAGACUUAGAGCAUUCUCAACUGGAUCUAAUUCGCCCGUUCGCCUUUUCUGAAAUCAUCAUUCAUCGCAUACCGAAAACAAGAACGAGAAUCAAGAAUGCAAGUCUUGAUGAAUUAACUGAUUUUCUUGAAUACAUACGGAAAAAUUCAAUAGUCCUUGGUGCAUUUGCUAUGCGAGAAGCAGCACAAUUAUCUGGAAUAGAUAGUGAAGCACUUUGCGAUACCUUAGUAGUUAAUGGAUACAAAGAAACACAGGAUGUAAGCAAAAAAUCAAAUAAAGAGUCACAACAACAAGUGACGUCAAAAUCGAUAGUUCAUAAAGUAUCUGUUAAUACAAAUACUGAUAGUUUAGAUAAUGAAUUAGAAAUGUUAACUCAAAUUGUUGCAAAUACAAGUCGUUCAUGCAAUACUAAUGAUGAUCAUGGUGAAACAGAAAUAACAAUAAAAACUCAAAUAAAUGUUAAUGAUAAUGAUAAAAGUUGUAAUCGAACAUAUUCAAAAGUGGAGGAUUUAGUCGAUUUCGGACCAGUGUAUCGAUGUCUGCAUAUUCAUUCUGUAUUGAAUGAACGAGCGGAAUUUGAACGACAUUAUUGUACUCAACGACGAAAACAGUGUCAAUUAAUUUUAAGUUUAUCACCAAAUCAACAAGUUGAAAUGCGUAAUUAUGGUGAAUUUUUCAGUGGAAUUUGUGGAUUUUUUGUAGUUGAUGAUUUUAUUCGUCAUACAUUAUCUGGUUCAUCAGUAUUUUAUCAAACAUAUUUAGAUGAAUUAUGGGUACAUACAGUGAAUCGUUUAAUAGAUUUUGUACAUAUUAAUGCAAAAUCAUGUGAUUCACCAAAUGAUUUAAUUAAAUUAAAAGAUUAUUUAAUUAUUUUUGAAAGAACUAUGCAAAAUUUAGGCUUCCCAAUAACUGGUUUAAAUGAAACAAUUGGUAUUGUUCAACGAUACUAUCAUAGACUAUUAGCUAGUCAAUGGAAGUCUAAAUUUGAAGCAAUAAUUGCUGUAGAUAACUAUGAAACAAUUAAAAUAUCAAAUUCGGAACAGUUAGCUGAAUUCCUUGAAAUGUAUCCACCAGGAGAUACAGUCGAAUUUUCUGAACUUCCAUUUCCUAAACAGUUGUGCUUUUCAUGGAUGGUGCCUAAAAUUUAUCGAACUGUUCGUGAAUACAUCAAUUUGUGUUAUCGGUUCUGUGAAAAUAUGGAUUUAGCUUAUACAGAACUGGAGGAUACAAUUAAUCGUGCUACAAAUUUCCUAUUCAGUCAAUGUUUAAAUACAGUUUUAACUUCGGGCGUUCGUUCAUUUUUACGUCAAUUACCCAGGCUUACGCAAUUUUGUAUAAAUUUGGAUGAGUUAGAAACAGUUUGUGGGCAUUUGGAUAACUAUCUUCAAUACACCUUGCUAGAUGAGGCUUCAAGUAUAACCAGUGGUCGUUUAAAAGAUUUUGCAUUGAUUAGGGAUAAUCAACGUGAAGAUUCAGAUAUGACUGCAUCAGUUACUCUGAACUCUGGAGCUAAUCCACCACGUAGCCGAUUACAAGGUGCAUCACUACUUAAAGAUAUACGUGUGUUGGUUGAAGAUCAAAUUUGUAAUCAUUUAAAGGAUAGUGUUACGAAAUUUAUUAAUUUAAGUAACUAUGAUGAUGUCGAUGAUAAUAAUAGUGGUCAAAUUAACAGUAAUAUCAAUAAAAAUGAUCAAACUGUUGAUGGACGUAAUGGUGUAAGUUAUACAGCUAAUACAAAAAUCAAACCAACUGAAAAUAUUGUUCAUUUAACAUCGUGGUUAAAAUCAGUGUUCGAUUCAUUUUCAAAUCUUCCUCCGAAAAUUGCUCAAACUGCUUGUAUGUCAGUCUGUAAACAUAUUGCCCGUUUAUUGUAUGAUGUUUUAUUUGGUUCUCAAGUGCGUUCUCUUUCUGAAACAGGUCUUCAACAAUUAAGUAUUGAUUUAUCUUUGUGUGAAUCAUUUGCACGUUCACAACCUGUUCCAGGCCUAGAUCGUACUACUCUUUGGUUAAUUUUUGCUGAUUUAAGACAGUUAUUGGAUUUAUAUCACAAAGAUGAUUGGGCUUCAUACAUUGCAUUUCGUAAAAAUGUUAUUGGAUCGGGAAAAUAUGGCAGUGCUUAUGAUCGUGUCCCACCAAGUGUAGCAAUUAAACUACUAGAACGUCUACGUGAUUCCGACAAAAAACGUACAGGAUUCCUUCAAGCAAUGCGUAAAGAGGAACGUGGUCGAAAAAAGAAACUAGAGGAUAUAAUUCGUCAACUACGUGAAUUAAAUGUUACACCUCGAAAUAAUUAA